This is a messenger RNA of Pseudopodoces humilis (Tibetan ground-tit), 442 nucleotides long. The record is from RefSeq and is a predicted model, not a curated record. NCBI's taxonomy places the organism in Eukaryota, Metazoa, Chordata, Aves, Passeriformes, Paridae.
UGCAGAAAUUCCAGUGGCCUGAUGAAAGAUCAGGAGCAGAAUGAAUGCCGAGUCCAGUGCUAAAAUACAGCACUGGGUACUGGACAUGGGAGGGCCAAGCUGUGGUUCUGUCAUUGAUUCUAUGGAAGACUUCUUGCCAGCCCACCAUCUUCCCAUUUGGAAUGUGGAAAAUGGGAGUACCUUCCAUAUGGCAGCUGGGCCCAACCCACAAGGAGGUGUGUUGCUUCCCUUGGGUUCAGGUGGUCCACUGAAGAGCCAAAGCUUGAUGAGAGAUUCCUACACCCCUGAUGUAUUUCAGAAGGCAGUCAUAGAUCCCAGGCAUUGGCAUGGAAGGACAAUUAAUGAGCUGGGGAGAUGGUAUGAGAAAUAUUUCCUAGAUCUUAACGUGCAGAAAGCAAUGAAGGAGAAACAUGGGAGGCGUAAAAAAAAAAAAGAUUCCUAG